AUGCCAAAAUUACGGUACUCUAACAAAGGAUUAUUGUCGACUUUUUCGCCUUCAACGGGAAAAAGAUUAUUAUACCGAUUUAAAUCGGUUGAUCAACAGGCCAACUUUCAUGCUUACACUACAUUUUCAUCAAAAGCAAAGUCACCCACCUUAUCAUCACCUUUCCAGGUAGUCUCACCUCCAGAUCAAAGAAUUGGACGAGGUCUCAAAUCUAUAAAAAUCAGCGAAGUGAAAUUAUUUGCUAAAGAGCAUCAAUUAAUAGUUCAUGAUGCACCGAUGAAAACGCUUCAAGGUUGGGGGAUACCAAAACCUAAAGAUGAUGAAAACAAUGACGUUUCGUCUGGAUCAUUCGAUAUUGGGAUCGUAGUCUCUUUUGGAUAUUUUCUUACUCGAGAGAUUCUUGAUGCUCUCCCUGAUGCCAUUAAUAUCCAUCCGUCCUUAUUACCAAAAUAUCGCGGUGCUUCUCCAAUUCAAUACUCAAUUAUGAAUGGAGAUAAAGAGACGGGAAUUACGAUACAAGAGUUACACCCAAAGAUCUUUGAUGCCGGAAGAAUAUUGAGGCAGAUUACAUUGCCAAUUCCACCGGAUUCCACAUACAAAAGGCUAGAAACAUAUCUAGCCGAAAAAGGGGCAGAAUUGUUGAUUGAUACAUUACGAAAUUUUUAUGAUUAUAAAGUGAAUGCUCAACCACAAGAUUUGACUCAAGUAACUAAAGCACCGAAAAUCGCCAAAGAAAUGUCUAUUGUCAGCUGGGAUAAGUUGACAGCAGAGCAAGUCGUACGUUUAGAUCGCGCCAUUUCUCACCAGCCUUUAACCAGUACCGGGAAAGAAGAGAUUUCAUCACUUCCAGGCACAAUUUUUUAUCAGCACUCCCAAGAAUCAAUCCAAAUCGUUUGUGCAAAUGGCACUAGCAUGAUUGGUUGCACGUCCGUAAAAAUGUCCGAGAAGAAAGAAAUCCAGGUGAAGGAUUGGAUUAACGGGUAUCCAAUUAUUAGUGGUGUUACAAGAUUUGGUGACGAUUCAAAAAAGGAAGAACCAUAG
Molecule: messenger RNA, 1041 nt
Organism: Ambispora gerdemannii
Lineage: Eukaryota; Fungi; Glomeromycota; Glomeromycetes; Archaeosporales; Ambisporaceae
Source: the annotation of a GenBank genome assembly